Coprinopsis cinerea okayama7#130 is the source of this 534-nucleotide messenger RNA. RefSeq lists its product as hypothetical. The transcript is spliced from 2 exons. The coding region runs from base 1 to 534 and encodes 177 amino acids. The record is from RefSeq and is a predicted model, not a curated record. Lineage: Eukaryota; Fungi; Basidiomycota; Agaricomycetes; Agaricales; Psathyrellaceae.
AUGCGAUUGCUCUCUGCUUUCACGACCCUUACGCUCGCCGCUGCUGCCUUUGCCCUGCCAGGGCGCGGUAACGGGAACGGCAACGGCAAUGGCAAUGGCAAUGGCCACGGUCACGGCAACUGGCCUCCAACCGUCUGCAAUCCCAACGCAAGCGGACCCCACCUCCAAGCUAUGCAGCAAGCCGCUGUCGCCGAUUUCGCGCACCUCUACCUCGUCGAGCACGACGUCCAGGCCGCGUUUGAUCGUUGGGUACCAGGACAAUACAUCCAACACAACCCCUACUCCGGACAGGGCCGUCAAGCCGCGAUCGACUUCCUCCAGGGAAGCUUCGAUUCCGACCCGUCAAUUACGACUACGCACACAACCGCAUUCGCUGGUCAGGGAUACGGCUUUUUGCACUACAAGUUGACGCUGCCGGAUAUCACGUAUGCCGUUAUGGAUUACUUUAGGUUUGAGGGGACGUGUAUUGUUGAGCACUGGGAUGUGUUGCAAGAGAUUACGGGUGAUGAGACGAACCCUAUUGCGUUCUUCUGA